GUAAUGUAUUGUAUAUCUGGUACUACACCUAAACUAAAAAUUCUGUAGCAGAAUUCAAAACUAUGCUCCGGUCCAGAAAGCCUGGUUCUGAAUAGAAAGGCAUACAUACUAAAAUCCGCAAUUCAAAAACCCGAUCUCAAAAUGGCCACUAAGGAGCAUCUUCUUCUGAAUUCAUCUUCAUCAUCGUCUUCGUCUUCUUCUUCUUUUGUGGUUUUUUUAGUUUGCAAUCUGCUGUUGUCUCAUGCAGUCAUCGCCAAACACCCCAUCUCCGACACUGAGGUUAGGCAGAAGAAGAACGAGUGCUAUGCUGAUAUUGAGAGGGGAUUGUGGGGAUGGAAAUGCAAGUCUUCAAUGAUAGCCAAGGAGAAUUGUGCUCUGCAAUGCCUUGCUCUGCCUUGUUACGAACUCAUUUAUGCAAGCGAUCCGCUCGAGGAAGGUGAGAAAGAUCUGGUUCGGAGCCAAGAGUUCAAGUACUGCAUGCACAAGCUAUCAUUGGGGGAGAGCCUUGAGGGCAUCAAGGGUUCCUUUGAAUAUUGAAGUAUUGUAUUGUGAUUUUGUUAUUAUACUCUGCCCUUCUGUCAUGUAUUGGGGAAGUGAAGCAUGAAUACAGGGGAAGUUGAGAUUGAAGUAAUUGGGAAAGGGGGAAGGAUAGAUCCCUGAUUCUUUGUAAGAGAGUAAUGGUGCGUUUGGAUUCUUGUAAUUUAUAAACAGUGUCAUUUCAUUCCUUGUAAUAGAAUAGCUGCUAUAAAUGGUGCAAUUGUAGUUGGUAUUAGUUAGUCA
Molecule: messenger RNA, 780 nt
Organism: Carya illinoinensis
Lineage: Eukaryota; Viridiplantae; Streptophyta; Magnoliopsida; Fagales; Juglandaceae
Exons: 5
Coding region: 142-537 (131 amino acids)
Source: RefSeq, a predicted model, not a curated record